Serinus canaria (Common canary) is the source of this 1369-nucleotide messenger RNA. RefSeq names its product SURP and G-patch domain-containing protein 1. Gene Ontology annotation, biological process: RNA processing. The annotation marks the transcript as partial. Lineage: Eukaryota; Metazoa; Chordata; Aves; Passeriformes; Fringillidae. Gene Ontology annotation, molecular function: RNA binding. The transcript has 6 exons. Gene Ontology annotation, cellular component: nucleoplasm. The record is from RefSeq and is a predicted model, not a curated record.
CUGCUGUUUUCCUGUCCCCGUUCAGCGACGAUGGCUCUGAGAGCGAGGCCUCCGUGUCCAACAAGUUUGUGAACGAUGGGAGCUUCCUGCAGCAAUUCCUGAAGCUCCAGAGGGAAAAAUCCAAUGCUGAAAGUGCCCCAAAUGCCCCCAACAACACCGGGAAUGCCCCGGCCCCAAACCCCGGGAAGAAGCCGGCGCUGCUGGGGAAGCGGCCGGGGCAGGCGCUGAGCCGGAUGCUGCAGGCCCGGAGCCUCUGCCAGCCCAAACCCAGCCCCGUCCUCAGCCGCCUCAGCGUCUUCCAGGGCCCCGACGAGGAGGAGGAGGAGGAUUACGAGCAGUGGUUGGAGAUCAAAGAGGACUCGGAGACGCGGCAGGUGGUGGAAAAGCUGGCCAGGUUCGUGGCUGAGGGCGGCCCCGAGCUCGAGAAGGUCGCCAUGGAGGACUACAAGGACAAUCCUGCUUUUGGGUUUUUGCAUGAUAAGAACAGCAGAGAAUUCCUUUACUACAGGAAGAAAGUGGCAGAAAUAAGGAAAGAAAAUCAAAAUUCCCAGGCAGCCUCUUCCCAAAAAGUUUCCCCCCCAGCCGACCAGGAGACGCGGAACUCGGCCGAGAAGCUGGCGCAGUUCGUGGCUGCAGGGGGGCCCGAGGUGGAGGCCAUUGCCCUGCAGAACAACAGGGAGAACCCUGCCUUCAGGUUCCUGUACGAGCCCCACAGCAGAGGGCACCGCUACUACCGCCAGAAGCUGGAGGAGUUCCGCCGGGCCCGGGCUGCCCCCGGGGGCUCCCCUUUUCCCGGGAAUUCUCCUUUUCCCUCCGGAGAAUCCGGCCUCAAACGGAAAAGCAGCCCCGAGGCUUCUCCCUCCCCUCUGUGCUUCCCCCCUCUCCCGGUUCCCUCCCCUCUCCCUCUCCCCAUUCCCGUCCUGCCUCCUCUGCCUCUCCCCGUUCCCUCUCCCGUUGUUCCCGCCGCUCUUCCCGUUCCUUCGGCCUCUCCUGCCCCCUCCUCAUCCUCCACCUCCCCUCCGGAUCAGCUGGCCCCAAGCCCGGCCCCAGUCCCCAAUCCAGCCGUGACCCCAAAUCCAGCUGCAAUCCCAAAUCUUGCCACGACCCCGAAUCCGUCCGUGACCCCAAAUCCCGCUCCGGGCAGCACCAAAAAGAAGAGGAAGAGCCGGUGGGGGCCGGAGGAGGAAAAGGUGGAAUUGCCUCUCCCCCAGCUGGUGCAGCAGCUGGAUUCUCCCUCUCCCCUCUCAGGUGAGUGGGAUUGGCUUUUCCUGGGAAUUUCGUGGCUCCAGACUCAUUUUUUAUUUCCUGGAUCAAGUUUUCUGCUGUCAAUCCCAUUUUUUCCCCUGUGGUUUUAUUUUCCCUUCGCUCC